Messenger RNA from Paramecium sonneborni, 1278 nucleotides. NCBI's taxonomy places the organism in Eukaryota, Ciliophora, Oligohymenophorea, Peniculida, Parameciidae. The record is from the annotation of a GenBank genome assembly.
AUGAAGACAACCUCUUAAACUUAGUAUAAGUUUGAUUAAUCUUAGGUGAGUUGGAAAAAUAUUCAUUACAAAUUUAUUGAUAAGUUAUAAUAAAAACAAUCUAUCUUUUUGGCUUAAGAUCUCAAAAAUAAUGCUCGAUAAGUCAUUAUAAAAUAAAUUAAUAAUUCAUCAAAAAAAUAUUAAGAGAGAGAAAAAGAAUUUACUUAAGAACUCAUAAAAUAAGCAAAAUUUUCUUAUUAUAAUCCCUACGUUGUUCAAUAUUAUGACUUGUUUGAAGAAGACGAAAGUAUCUUUAUUGUUAUGGAAAAAUGCGAUAGUGACCUCGAGAAAUACUAUUAAUAAAAAAUGGAAGAAAAAUCAAACAUUAAUUAUGCUCAAGUACUCAAUAUCUUUUAACAUAUUGUUCAUGGAUAUUAGUAUCUAUAUUAUUUAUUUGGACCAGAAUUUUAGCAUCGAGAUAUUAAGCCUUCCAACAUUUUAAUUUUGGAGGGGAAGCAUAAAAUAUGUGAUUUUGGAUUUAGUAAAAAUUCUUUAGAUAAUCCCACCAAAUAUGUAGGUACUUUAAAUUUUUAAGCUCCUGAAAUAUUUAGAAAUUGUCUAUAUGAUAAUAAAUGUGAUAUUUAUUCUUUAGGAAUAUUAUUACUUUGGCUUUUGACUGGAUCUACAUUUAAAGAAAAUAUAUAAAAAUUAGAUUUCAAUUUUUCUGAAUUAGUAAAAAGUAUGGUGGAUGAUGAUCCAAAUUAAAGAAUAGGUUGGAACACGCUUUUUAGACAUCCUGCUUUUGUUUAAAAGCCAGAAAUUUUCUUAAAUAUAAAAAGAGAUAAUAAUACUUCAAUCUCUUUACACAGUUUAGCUUAAUUAUUUGAUAAUUAAGAGACCGAUAUUAGUUUUGCUACGAAAGUAAAUACUUCUUUUAUUAAAAACAAUUGUAUACCUCAAUUUGAAUUAAAUAAAUUAAUUAGUGACACCUUUAAACAUGUAGAUAAGAACAAUAUCGAACUUUCAAGAAUAUUAUUUGCACUUUGGAUAAAAUAUUACGAUCGAUUAAUCUUAAUUGAAAAUGAUUAAAAAAGAAGGGAUGAAUAUCAUAAAUAGAAAGUAAAUAUUUAAAGGCAGCAAUUAUUCAGAAUUAAAAAUUAAGUUGAUUAUAGAAUAGAAUUUUUAUCUCUUAAUGAACUGUGCAGAUAAUUAUUGAAUCAUUUAGAACAUUUUAAUGAAGAUUCAGGAUUGCAAGAUAGAUUGAAAGAUUUUCUAAAAAACAGCAUGAAAAAUAAGUGA